Molecule: messenger RNA, 2103 nt
Organism: Gorilla gorilla gorilla (western lowland gorilla)
Lineage: Eukaryota; Metazoa; Chordata; Mammalia; Primates; Hominidae
Gene: NHEJ1
Product: non-homologous end joining factor 1
Exons: 8
Coding region: 140-1039 (299 amino acids)
Biological process (GO): double-strand break repair via nonhomologous end joining
Cellular component (GO): DNA ligase IV complex; nucleus
Molecular function (GO): DNA end binding
Source: RefSeq, a predicted model, not a curated record
CCGCCCCUGUAUCCCAAGACCCUGCCUCCUCUUGCGGUGGGGGGAAAGCGGCCUCUUACUUUAGGCCUUUCGGUUUGCGCGAGCGGGCAGGAAAGCGUGCGUGCGGCUAAGAGGGUGGGCGCUCUCGCGGCCGCUGACGAUGGAAGAACUGGAGCAAGGCCUGUUGAUGCAGCCGUGGGCGUGGCUACAGCUUGCAGAGAACUCCCUCUUGGCCAAAGUUUUUAUCACCAAGCAGGGCUAUGCCUUGUUGGUUUCAGAUCUUCAACAGGUGUGGCAUGAACAGGUGGACACUAGUGUGGUCAGCCAGCGAGCCAAGGAGCUGAACAAGCGGCUCACUGCUCCUCCUGCAGCUUUCCUCUGUCAUUUGGAUAAUCUCCUUCGCCCAUUGUUGAAGGACGCUGCUCACCCUAGGGAAGCUACCUUCUCCUGUGAUUGUGUGGCAGAUGCACUGAUUCUACGGGUGCGAAGUGAGCUCUCUGGCCUCCCCUUCUAUUGGAAUUUCCACUGCAUCCUAGCUAGUCCUUCCCUGGUCUCCCAACAUUUGAUUCGUCCUCUGAUGGGCAUGAGUCUGGCAUUACAGUGCCAAGUGAGGGAGCUAGCAACAUUACUUCAUAUGAAAGACCUAGAGAUCCAAGACUACCAGGAGAGUGGGGCUACGCUGAUUCGAGAUCGAUUGAAGACAGAACCAUUUGAAGAAAGUUCCUUCUUGGAACAAUUUAUGAUAGAGAAACUGCCAGAGGCAUGCAGCAUUGGUGAUGGAAAGCCCUUUGUCAUGAAUCUGCAGAAUCUGUAUAUGGCAGUCACCAAACAAGAGGUCCAAGUGGGACAGAAGCAUCAAGGCACUGGAGAUCCUCAUACCUCAAACAGUGCUUCCCUGCAAGGAAUCGAUAGCCAAUGUGUAAACCAGCCAGAACAACUGGUCUCCCCAGCCCCAACCCUCUCAGCACCUGAGAAAGAGUCCACGGGUACUUCAGGCCCUCUGCAGAGACCUCAGCUGUCAAAGGUCAAGAGGAAGAAGCCAAGGGGUCUCUUCAGUUAAUCUGUUGUGGCCUCAGCUGCUGAGGAUGGACUUGGAGAAUAGCUUCCAAGCUUCACCUUGAAAGAAGCUUACAUGGCAGCAGUAUUUCUAAAAUAGUGAUACAGUCAGAGGCCUCCUGUAAGGGCGAGAGAACUGAAGUUCAUGUUGACAGGCCCACAGGGAAUUGGCCUUCCCUGUUCAAGUGGAAGCCACUCUCUGAGAAUCCCGUGCUCUCCUCUCUUUUGGUGGAGGUUCUGUAGGUUCAGGUUUCUACCAUGGACUUUAGGUAUAUAGGGCAAGUCAGCAAGAAAGCACCACACACUCAGGAAGCCUUGUCUACCUUUCCCUAGCGUCUCUAGCCAGCCAGCCCCAGAUACUCCUCAGAGACCCACUUCUCUCUUUUGCAUGGAAUAAAAAGCACUCACAGUCCCUGCUUCUGGGAUUAGUUAUGCUGUGGAACUCAUAACCCAAUUCACUUCCUUCACUGGGUCCCACCCCAUUGUUGUCUCUGGAUGAAGUCUAGCCAUCACUCCUGUCCUUCAGAUUCUUCGUAAACUUUUCUGCAGUUGCCAGAGCUAAGUCUCCAUUUGGAAACUUCGAUCUCAAGAACUCUCUUGAUGGUGGGCACAAGACAGAUAGAUGAUUGAUGCUUUCCUUUGCCAAACUUGGAUGCAUUUUUCUCUUUGUUUCCAAAGUAUAGGCAACAGGUUAAACUACCACGUGGGGUAGUUUAUCGAUCCUCCCGCCUCAUCCUUCUGCAUAACUGGGACUAAAGGCACACACCACCACAUCUAGCUAAUUUUUGUAUUUUUUUGUGUGUGGAGACAAGGCUUUGCCAUGUUGCCCAGGCUGGUCUUGAACUCCUGGACUCUAGUGAUCUGCCCACCUCAACCUCCCGAAGUGCUGGGAUUACAGGCAUGAGCCACCACACCUAUCCCAUUUCUGGUUUAUUUACUUUUGAUGGUUAAAUGCCUCCUUAUUCAAAUAUCCUGUAUAUAUACUGGUGUUUCUGUCCUGAUGUCAAGUCUCGAGAGAAGAUGAUCAAACAAUAAUAAACUAAUUAUAAUAAGAACAACAAUAAUAAA